UCUCUUCGGGUGCUCGCCAUGUCAGUUUCUCAAGGAUUGAGGUGGUCGGCUCGACAGAUAAGCAAUGGCCGCCCAAGGCUGACAGGUUUUCGUCCGCAAGAAGUGCGAUAUUUCUCAGUCAACGCUUCUCGGAGCUCGCUCUCUUCCCUGAGAACAUUUCGCGGCGCGAAUUCUGCCAGAUCAUGUCUGACGCAACAGUCUCGGUCAAUAUCGUUGUUCGGCUGGGGCGCCGAUAAAUCAUCCAGCGACGCGGCAGCAGCAGCAACGUCCUCGGAAAGUACCUCAGAGACGACACAGAAACUAUUUGAGCCGACACGAACGGUUAAAGCCACCCAUGGCACUGCAGACGCCCCCGAUCCUACCUUCAGACAUCCGCACCCUGUGAGCGAUGUUGAGCCAGAAGCACUACGCAAUCUGGAAAAUCAGAUCCUUAAACCUCAUGGCCCAACUCCCGCAUCAGAACUGGCUGGGGAGACCCCAGACCUGGCUGCAAUACCGGAAGAUAUUGGUUAUUUAAAAGAUGUGUGUGGGCUUGAUUUUGGCUGGGGUCCGACGUCCAUCCUCGAGUUCUGUCUGGAACAUCUUCAUAUCACAGCGGGGCUAUCAUGGUCUGCAUCCAUUGUGGCUAUGGCCGUUCUGAUGCGUUCGGCGAUCUUUCCCGCCGCAGCAGGUGCAGCAGAGCAGGGCACGAGAAUGAAGUUGGUACAACCGGCAGUAACGGAGAUCCGUGCGAGAAUGCAAGAAGGUCUUCGGGACAACAACAAGCAGGCCGCUAUGGAAGCGUCGCAGCAAAUUCGAGAACUACACAAAGAAUAUGGUGUUUCCCUUCCGAAGGCGUUCAUUCCCAUACUGCUUCAAAUUCCGCUGCAGUUUGGUGCAUUCCGCCUCCUACGAGACGCAGCAGCGGUGCCCGUUCCGGCAUUCGAGAGCCAACAGUGGCUGUGGGUGAAUGACCUCUCAGUAGCUGACCCAACAUACGUGCUACCCGUGGCCGUUGGCGCGCUGACUUAUUUCAACAUGGUGGCCACCUCCAAGCAACAAGCAAAUCCGCCUCCGCUCCUCAAAGCACUCCAAAAGGUCUUGCCAUUUAUUUCGUUUGGCUUUCUAUCCUUUCAAUCAGCAGCGGUUCAGAUAUUCUUCUUAGUCAACGGCAUUUUCACUCAGGCGCAAAUCACCGCAAUCAACAAUCCCGGUUUCAGGCGGUGGCGAGGGAUGACGCCUCUACCUCCUCGAGGUUCCCCGUCUGGGCCCUCCGCAAACUCUACACCAUUUUCGAAGAUGAAUCUUGGUCAGGCAGCUCCCAAGGCGUCGGUGGCUGCCACAACAGAACCGUUGUCGUCUGGUGAACGGAGUUUCAUCGACAAGGGUGUGGACACUGUCAAAGCACAAGGCAAACAGGUAUGGAACAACGCCUUUGGCGAUGUUGGUGCCGCCUGGAAAAAGAAGGCGCAGGAGAAACAAGAACAGGCAAAGUUGGAGAGCAAAAAGACCACGGCUGCCAAAUAUGAAGCUCAACGGCGACAAGACCUAGAGCAGGAGAGAUCGUACAGGAAUGCUGCCGCCGGCACUGUUCGCAUUAAGAGGGGGUCCAGUGCGCCGCUGGCUUCGAGAGAACGGCAAUCGGAGUAAAAGGAGGUCAAUGUAUCGAAUAUUGUGAAACGAAAGUGUCGUUUCCCGAUCUCUCGCACAUUCCUUCGGCCAGCAGUGUUAUAUUAUCGCAACUUCCAGUUGGACGUACUGUAUUGUGCAUAGACAGCAGAGAAGGGCGGAUUCUGGGCCUUCACCGAGGUUUGGGGACUAUUAUCGUGCGCGCACUUUGCGAUUCCCAGGCGAUGACCACCGAGGAAGGAAUGAUACCACGGGUCACCUGGCUGCUUCUGUAUAACCAACACAACAAGACAAAGGGCCACGCUUCCGGCGUAUACUAGUACAAGUAGUGUAUAAAUAGUGUACAGGCUCGAUCGUGUUACUCCGUACGUUUGUACGGGAUCCGAGUCAUGUAAAUAUGUGUUUGUGUGUUGGAUCAUCAAAGCAUCUCAACUUCUCUAGUCUAGAUCAGAACACGCGAC
This is a messenger RNA of Exophiala xenobiotica, 2069 nucleotides long. RefSeq lists its product as uncharacterized. Gene Ontology annotation, molecular function: membrane insertase activity. NCBI's taxonomy places the organism in Eukaryota, Fungi, Ascomycota, Eurotiomycetes, Chaetothyriales, Herpotrichiellaceae. Gene Ontology annotation, biological process: protein insertion into mitochondrial inner membrane from matrix; mitochondrial respiratory chain complex IV assembly. Gene Ontology annotation, cellular component: mitochondrial inner membrane. Bases 19 to 1629 code for a protein of 536 amino acids. The record is from RefSeq and is a predicted model, not a curated record. The transcript is spliced from 2 exons.